AUUUAGAAGAUAUCUGGCCAGUGUAAUGUGUUUUUUUGUUGAGCAGCGUGCAGAUCAUUAACAGAGCCAGAAUUCCAGAGACAGAUCCAAAAGUAAGUCAGCAUCUGCGGUUGCUCAGUUUUGGUUAGAUCUCUUUCGGCCAGCUGAAGUUCUUUAGAGCCAUUUUCCGAACAAUGGGAACUUUCAUUUGUCUUCGGGUUUUUACUUUUAAACCAGAUCCAACGAAAGUACUUCAGGUUAACUUAAUAGGCUGGACCUAAUGGGUUAAUGAGUGCCGGCCGAAGGUAAUUGGAAAACCAGUUCCAGCUCUUAACAACCGAUGAUCAAUAAUAAGUUUUGGGCAAGGGAUUUGCUUAAAGUGGAAGCCAAGCUGAAAGAGAACCUAAUCCCAGCGGACUUGGGCUUCUACCAUAAAAGUGAAGCGAAAAGGGUUAACCUUUAAAAUUUACAAUGUCCCACGGUCGCCGUUUUUAUGACAAGGAGCGGCCCACAAAAAUGAAAGCUGUGAAAUAAAACGAAAAGAAAAGCCGAGAACAGCGAUUGCGAUACAGAACAAAAACAAACGGAGGAAAGGAUGGCUCGAAAUGAAAAUAAAACACAAACAGAAUCUGGCAGCGAGCAAGGAAAAUGGAAAUGGCAGGAAAAUUCAAAUCACAAACUCGGUAUUUAUUUGCGAAGCGUAAAUGAUUACCACUUAAAAUGUGCUCGACUGCCACCUAAAAACCAAUUGUUGGAAAAAGCACAACCAACCAACCAACCGAGUGGGUGGUUCUGGGUGACUCGAAGGACACGGCAGCAGAAGGAGUAAAAGGACCAAAGGCAACAUAUGUUUUUUAUGCCUGAGCUGUCUAAGUGGAUACGGGCGGAACGGAACGAGUGCUCAGAUGGAAAAGCCAUGGGAAUGGAGGGAUGCGGAUGUGGAGGUGGAGGUUGGGGGCUCCUUGCUGGGCGAGAAAACUGCGGGACAGCUGCCAGAGCUUGUUAGAAUCUCCCAAAGGGGGGAAUUCCCUGGCAGAGCGAAAUAUGGAAUUCAUUAAACGAUUCGUUAUAUAUAGAAUAAAUUGGAUUGGAAAAGCAAAUACCCUAAACAAAAGCGGAGCACAACUUGUUAAGCCGAGAAAGUUGUGCAUUUAAUGUGUGAUUUAUAGGGUUUAAGAACUAGCUUGCAGUAAUCAACUACCGGGAGUUUAAGAAAUUGUUUUUAUCAAAAUGGCCAAUGAUAAAAGUAUUUAUCUAUAAGUAAUCUACACUUUGUUAAAAGUGAUUUUGGAACUCUGUAAAAUGUACAAUUUUAAUGGUUUUACACAGCUUACAAAGUGCUUUGAAAUUCGAUCAUUUAACCAUAAAUAUCAGUACCCAUUUUGUACUUAUCCAUUGUCACCAUAACUUCUAGUACACUUUAAGACUGCACGCGAACGAAAGAGAGAGUGGAUAUGUUUUAGAGAAAUUGAAGAAGGAGAACCAACUCACAGCACAGACAAAACAAAUAUGUUAAUGUAUCUUACACCCAGCGACACGUAUUGGUUUCAGUCUGCAAUCGUCGUUAGAUGGCAUAUAUGAGUGAGUUAUUCCAAAGGGGUGGCAGCUUUUUCGAGCUUUUCCGGCGGGAGUGGUGAGGAAUGGUGAAGGCUACAACAAAUGGGCGGCCUGUGCCGGCGUCGCCUUUUUCCUGCCUUUUUAUGGUCGUCACGGACCGCCCGCAGGACGCAAAAAGGAUUCGCAUUCCGCCCACUUUGCUGCACGCCCUGCUCGCACAUUAUUUUGCCACUUCUUCAGCUGAAUUUGAAUUAGAUUUGUGCAGCAGCGUCUGGCGCGCGUCUUGGCAUCGUGUAAAAUAAUAUAUUUAUUUUUAUUUGCCACACGCAC
Drosophila yakuba is the source of this 1866-nucleotide messenger RNA. RefSeq lists its product as uncharacterized. The record is from RefSeq and is a predicted model, not a curated record. The transcript has a single exon. NCBI's taxonomy places the organism in Eukaryota, Metazoa, Arthropoda, Insecta, Diptera, Drosophilidae. Bases 575 to 808 code for a protein of 77 amino acids.